AUGCUUCCUUGGAUUUUAAAAAGUAUCUAUAUGGCCGAGCCUGCAAUACAUUACUCUAGGGGAAGUGGGGGACACUACAAGAUCAAUAACAAGAUGGCUCAAGUCCCAGCAAAGAUUGUGCUAAAAAGCACAACAAGAAUGUCUUUAAAUGAUCGCUUCACCAACAUACAGAAGAGCCGUCCAGCCGUGUCAGUGCAGAAUAUUAGGGCCAAGAUGGCCGCUCAACAGCAGGCGUCUGUCAGGAACCGUAGACUGGCCCAGCAAAUGGCCAACAGACCUAGUGUGAUUGCUGCUCUGAAAAUCAAGAGGGAAUGGCAGCAGAAACAGUUGAACAAUGUUCUGGACAUACAUGGCCCUGUUCAGUCUUACCUCAACAAAUUCCAAAAGCAAGAAAGUGUUAGAAGUCUUAAACAAAGACUCGGCAAGAGUAACGUGAAAUCACGCUUAAGCCUGUCAGUGAUGCGUGGUCGUGGCGGUCGGAGCCGGUCUCGUGGUGGACGCUUCAGAGGGCGUGGUUUGAAUAUGUCAAUGCGAGGAAUGCCCAACAGAGGGCGAGGAUCAAACUUGUCCAGACAACAGAGUGCUCUUUCUCUUGGAAUGGGUGGACCUGGAAACAUGGAUGAUGGUAGAAAUAUGUCUCUCUUACAAGGACGUGGUAGAGGUCGUGGUUUGGGUAGAUUCCGUGGGCGACAACGUUUCCGCGGUGGUCGGGGUGGCGGACCAUAUUCAAGGUAA
Molecule: messenger RNA, 735 nt
Organism: Acanthosepion pharaonis
Lineage: Eukaryota; Metazoa; Mollusca; Cephalopoda; Sepiida; Sepiidae
Source: the annotation of a GenBank genome assembly